Chelmon rostratus (copperband butterflyfish) is the source of this 2958-nucleotide messenger RNA. It is a transcript of the gene ptpn2a, whose product is annotated as protein tyrosine phosphatase non-receptor type 2a. Gene Ontology annotation, biological process: protein dephosphorylation. The transcript is spliced from 9 exons. NCBI's taxonomy places the organism in Eukaryota, Metazoa, Chordata, Actinopteri, Chaetodontiformes, Chaetodontidae. Gene Ontology annotation, molecular function: protein tyrosine phosphatase activity. Bases 144 to 1400 code for a protein of 418 amino acids. The record is from RefSeq and is a predicted model, not a curated record.
GGAGCAGCAGACUCCCCGCAGGGAUCCCCAGGGUUACACAGACUGCUGUUUAGAUGGCUUAUAGAAAGGAGUAACUUGGUGAACGGUGCUUCGAACAGUCUGUGAUCAUUCUCCAAGUGUCUCGGGGCACUAAUUACGAUACAAUGGAACAAGAAUUUGAGGACAUUGAUUCGUCCGGGAGAUGGCAAAACCUUUACAAUGAGAUCCGUAACCAAGCCAGUGAAUAUCCCUACAAAGUGGCAAAACUUCCAGCGAAUCGGAAUUUGAAUCGCUACAGAGAUGUCAGCCCCUAUGAUCAUAGUCGGGUAAAACUUGAAAACUCUGAAAAUGACUACAUCAAUGCGAGCUUAGUCAUGGUGGAAGAAGCCCAACGAGCUUACAUUCUCUCUCAGGGGCCUUUGAGGAAUACCUGUGGUCAUUUCUGGCUGAUGAUUUGGGAGCAGUGUUCCAAAGCUGUUAUAAUGCUCAACAGAGUCAUUGAAAAGGGAUCCGAAAAGUGUGCCCAGUACUGGCCCACCACGGAGGAACUACAGAUGUCUUUCACAGAUACAGGGUUUGUUGUCAGGCUACUUUCUGAGGAGGACCAAUCCUAUUACACCAUCCGAGUCCUGGAACUGCAAAACACAGUGACGAGGGAGUCGAGGGAGAUCUACCACUUUCAUUACACCACGUGGCCUGACUUUGGUGUCCCAGAAUCUCCGGCCUCCUUCCUCAACUUCCUGUUCAAGGUUCGGGAGUCCGGGUCCUUGGGCCCGGAGCACGGGCCCUCAGUGGUGCACUGCAGCGCUGGGAUCGGACGCUCGGGGACGUUCGCCUUGGUGGACACCUGCCUGGUCCUGAUGGACAGGAGGAAGAACCCAUCAUCAGUGGACAUACAGAAGGUGCUACUGGACAUGAGGGAGUACCGCAUGGGUCUGAUCCAGACACCGGACCAGCUCCGCUUCUCCUAUAUGGCCGUCAUUGAGGGAGCUAAGCUCAUCCUGACAGACAACUCAGCAGCACAGUUGCAGAACAAGCAGAGAGUGAUGUCGAGAGAUGACUUGGAGCCAGAUCUGCCGCCUCCACCACCUCCGCCCAGACCUCACCUCAACGACAGCAGGCCCAACGGUCAGCUAGGACCCUGCCUGGAGCCACAGGCCGCCUCAGGAGACCACCUGCCGGCAGGAGAGCCAGACAACCAAGACCACAACAUGGCAGAGAACUCUGGGCAUUUCAGAAAGCGACACCGUGAGGAGAGGAUCGCCAGCACCUCACAGAAGGUCCAGCAGAUGAAACAGAGACUGACCGACUCAGAGAGGAAACGAGAGAAGUGGCUGUACUGGAGACCCAUUCUGCUCAAUGUGGGUGCCGGGGCAGCUUUGGCUGUGGGCCUGCUGGUGUGCUGGAUGUACUCCCAGUGAAACACUCUGGGUCACUUAAAACUGACUCCUAUUUUGCACCAGUACCUGGGGUUAGGUACUCUUCUGAGUAGAUUUAGGUGGUAAUAUGUGCAUAACUGAGGGUAUUUAUUUCUUAAGGUCAAAAUGCGGGAGUGCUAGAUCAAAUGAUUGUGUGUAUAUUUUUCAUGUAAGAUCUUAACAAAAAUAGUAACAUCUCAGGAUCUUGGUGCCAGCACGAUGAUUUAAUUUCCUUUCCUUCUUGUCACUGUUGAUGAAUGUACUGUAUCAUAGCAAAUUGCUUUGAAAAAACUUACUAAAGGUGCAGUACAGAGCAAAAAAAAAAAAAAAAAAUCUGAGUGGCCAGAUGUGUGUUGCUCAUCUGUGGACACAUUUUACAUUUCAAAAUGUCCUGUGUUGUGUAGGAAGACUCCAGAGCCUAUAGGUCAGCCGUGGCAUUUUUUUAUUUGUUUGGUUUUCUGCAAUGAAAUUUGCAUUUCAUGCAUGCAUUUAGAAGUUUUCCAGAACACCACUUGUUCUUCCGUUCACAUUUAGCAGGGCAUCCCAACACGGCCAGAUAUAUAUUUUUGUGUGACUGGACACUUCAUAGGGAGCUGCCUUGCUGAUGUUUCAAACUCUGCUAGAAUGUUAACCUUUUUAUUUUCUGUUUUAUGAGCACAUUUUUUCAUGUUUCAUUUGUCACAUGGAUCAUGCAAGCUGUCGGUUCCCUAAUCGCUUCGUAGGUGUAUUUACCCACUGGAUGGGUUCAUGUGUGUGUUUUCCAGUUAUCCCACUGUUGAGGAAACCAAAGCAAAACUGUCAGUUGUUGGAAGGUAACAGCCAGACAAGCUGUCCAGUGAUGAAACCCUGUCCUCCCAUUCUGUGGAAUGUAUUUUCUGUAUCUGACAUAGCUGACACCAUUACAAAGUGAUAGUCGUAGUAGCUUUGCAUUUUGAACCCAUAGUAUCAUUAAAUUGGUUUUCAAUUGACUGGGACCAAUCUAAAGCUAUAAUAGUGCAAUAUAGCAGUUGGAGAAGAGCACCUUUAAAUUAUAGUCCAGUUAGAAGAGAGUGGUAACAUACACAUGUCUUUACCUGUUUGUUUGCUGGUUGAGAUAGCUUUUAAUGUGCCUUUAAGUGAAUUGAAUGGAGAAAAAAAAAGUGUGCUCCAAGGUUUCCUAGCAUGAUCAGGACAGACAAAGGUUUAUGUGAGCUUUUUUUUCCACCAUACCAUGAGUAACAUGUUAGCAAUGAAAUGACUGGUUUGUAGUAACUGGAGGUGUGAUACGAUAAAGUGUAUCAAGAAUUGAUUGCAUGCCAAAUGUCUUUAGCAUACGCCGACUCCUGAGAUGAAGUGAUGUGUUGCUGAUUGGCUAGUUACCACUGUUGGACUUGGCUUUUGCUCACUUCUCGUUUAACCCAGAAGAGAUACGUUUGACCAUAACAUUCCAUUCAUUCUUGUUUUCCACAUAAGAUUUCAGGGGAGUUUUGUACGCUGCUGAGUAGCAGCGAGAAAAUGACUGAUGGUGUUUUGAAAAAAGCAACCAAAACACAAAAUACUUCUUAAAAUAAAACAUUCAUCU